Molecule: messenger RNA, 762 nt
Organism: Neltuma alba
Lineage: Eukaryota; Viridiplantae; Streptophyta; Magnoliopsida; Fabales; Fabaceae
Exons: 1
Coding region: 1-762 (253 amino acids)
Source: RefSeq, a predicted model, not a curated record
AUGAUGUUUAAGAUUAAUAUCCAUCCAAAAGUAUGGAGAUUCCUAGGUUUCGUGUCAAGUGUAGUUGGAUUCGUCUGUUAUGCCUUCAGCCCCUCAUUCCGCGACCUGUUUGGACACUGGACUUUGUUCAGCAUCGUAUUGUACUCCACUCUGAGCACCAUAUUCUCCAUCUUGACGCUGUUGGUAAACAAGUGUCCCCAGUUCUCUAAGGUUUUCUUGCUGAAAGCACACGUUGGGUUUCUGGCUCUGAUGCUCACCUCUCUCUAUUCUUUUUAUGAAGACCGAAGCAAACAACAUGGGGAAGACGAAAAGGGACGAAGGAACAUGUUGAGCCUUGUCUCCUUUGCAGCAUUUGCCUUCAUGUCGGUCUGCUUGUCUAAACAAAUCCAACCAGAAUUUGAUCUGGGUAUGUCCAAUUUUUUCCUGGGAUGUCUCAUCGUCGCGGCCAUGAAAAUGAAUAUUAAGGUUGCUCUCGGUGUAUCAGCGUUGUUCUAUGUGCUCAUCACUGUUCGUUCCUGUUGGGAUUCCCAGACGGGACUGCUCAAUCUUGGCGAUACAGAACGUGAAGUCAUGCGGACUCUUGCUGAUAAUAAUGGUGACGAAGAAGACCACAUGGAAAUGCCGAGUUUAGAUAACGAUGGCCAAAAGGGAUUGGAUGCGGUUGUGGAAAUUCAAGAAGAAACUGGAUGUGACAAUAUUGAUGAAUUGGAUACAUGGUUUCAAGCUUUUCAGGGCCCAGCAAGUUUCUCCUCUCCUUUGUGA